This is a messenger RNA of Perkinsus marinus ATCC 50983, 189 nucleotides long. RefSeq lists its product as hypothetical. The transcript is spliced from 2 exons. The record is from RefSeq and is a predicted model, not a curated record. Lineage: Eukaryota; Perkinsozoa; Perkinsida; Perkinsidae. The annotation marks the transcript as partial.
AUGUCCCUGAUGAAGCUGUGCGCCUAUAUUCUCGGAUGCGUGACCGUCGGACAACUGACUGAAGCUAUGGUUCUCCAAGAGGGAAAAGCCCCAGGAUACCCAUCGAACCAGCUAUACGGUCCCGUGUCUCCCAAUAACGAUUGCCCAACGGUGGACGGCAUUAAGCAGUACCCCGCUAAAUAUUACAAG